Pseudomyrmex gracilis is the source of this 366-nucleotide messenger RNA. RefSeq lists its product as uncharacterized. The record is from RefSeq and is a predicted model, not a curated record. The transcript is spliced from 2 exons. NCBI's taxonomy places the organism in Eukaryota, Metazoa, Arthropoda, Insecta, Hymenoptera, Formicidae. The annotation marks the transcript as partial.
AUGACGGCGGAUUUGGAAGAGUACCUGNGUAGGAAUGGAUGGGGAGGGGUAAAGGUGAANGGGAGGAAGAUAUANUNUUUGGCGUACGCNGAUGACGUGGUGCUGUUGGCGGAGNAGGAAGAUGGAAUGAGGGGAAUGUUGAGAGGAGUGGAGAAGUAUUUAAGAAAGAAGGGUCUGGAGUUNAAUGUGAAGAAAUCGAAGAGAAAUGGAGGGAGGGAGGCGCAGGUAAAGGAAAGAGUGAGGAAGGGAGCGGCAAUUAUGGGACAGGUGUGGGGGAUUGGAAAGAGGAGGUUUGGCGGUGAUUGGAGUAGAAAGAUAUGGCUAUUCGACGCGUUGGUAUGGCCGGUAGUGGGAUAUGGAGUGGAG